AUGGAUGGCAGUCAUGAUCUUCCAGAGGUACCACGAUCAGAACCAGUUUUCCCUCUCUCCUGCGAGGAGAUCCCUUCCUCGCCGCCGUCCAUAGCAUCUGAUGCUGGCGUCCGACGCAAGCCAAAAAAACCUCCCCCUGUGACUCCACGAUCAUUUCGACGCUUUUUCACACCUCGUUCUUUACUUGAUAGUGGAAGCAAUGUAGGCACCGUGAGGACCAAUCGGCAAGCCCUGAAGGCCCUCAGCUCGCCCGCUGUUAAUCGCCUAGGGCCGGCGUUCACAAGGACAUUGAAAGCUGUUGGGACCAGGCCCGACCCUUCAGAUCUUAUGCGGACGCCGAGCAGGAAACGGAAGCUUUCUUUUUCAUCCAUUGGCUCUCCCUUACAGUCGUCGCCACUACGAAAAGUUCGCGUUCGGUCCCCAAACCACGAUACGGACGAGUUGCAUGUUCCAGUUCGUGAUGUGGAAGCCAGCAAUAAGAUCCAGUUCAGUCCGCCAAAACCACUUGCUGCCCCUAGGCCAUUUCGCCAAGUUUUACCCAUUCGACGUUCAGAGGCGCUACAGACAUCAGGGGGAUUUUUCAUGCGAAGUGUGCUGGGUGCGGGGGCAAACCGAGUUACUACGCGGGCCAACUCUGGGGCAGGCUGGCAAGAUCUAACAUCAUCAUUUUAUUCCCGGCCAACGGACAGUCAUACUUGCACCAGCUCCACCGGAGAUCGUCUUGCUCUCCCGUUCUGCACUGCCUCAUGCAAUACCAACACUCUCGUUGCGGUAGGCGACGAGGAAGGUGGUAUUCGGUUAUUGGACUCUGCAAAGGACGACAAGAAUGGUUUCUCAAAAGCUUACCUUUCCUUCCGUCCCCACAUGAACGCCAUUAUGGACUUGGAGUUUUCUUCGGACGAUAUGCUGUUGGCAACGGCUUCAGGGGACCAAACGGCCGUGGUGAUUGACAUGGCCACACAGAAGCCGAUAUAUUGUCUUGCAAACCACGUCUCUUCGGUGAAGCGAGUGCAGUUUCAACCUGCAGCAAAUAAUAAAGUCCUUGCGACCUGUAGCCGUGACGGUAAUGUCAAUAUUUGGGACCUUCGGUGCAAGGGUUUCGAGAAGCCUUCCUUGCAGGUUAGGUGCUCGCUCGAAUCCGAAUCCGAUUACUCUACCGCGCCUAUCGCCUCCAAAAUGACGUACCCUCAAGUUUUAAACACGAUACAUGGUGCCCAUGCUUGGAUGCCUCAGGUAUCCGCAUCGGAUAAGUUAGAACCUCAAAUUGGACGCUCCGACAUUACCGUGACCUCCUUAGCCUUUCUCCCCCCUGGGCGUGAAAACCUUUUCGUCACAGCUUCUGAAGCAAAUGCAUGUGUGAGGUUAUGGGAUCUUCGCACGGCGCAUAACAACCGUCGUGGACGGCCUGUUCUUCCUCUUUCCACCACUCGAGAACCAGAUAGCCACGUCCGAUAUAGGCGCUUCGGCCUAACUUCAAUGACGCUAGGCGGAGACGGUUCAAGGCUUUACACGUUAUGUCGGGAUGGCACGGUUUACGCAUAUUCAACCUCACAUCUGAUUCUUGGCCAUGCCCCUGAGCUUUCAUUGAACAAUCACCGUCCACGCCGGUCCGGGGGCUCUGAUAAAGAAGGCCUUGGCCCUUUGUAUGGCUUUCGCCACCCUCGCCUACAGGUUGCCUCAUUCUACGUCAAGGCUGGUAUUCGAAAGGCCGCUGGGGACAAGCCAGAAAUGCUGGCUUUGGGGAGUACAGAUCAAUGUGCCGUCCUAUUUCCUACCGAUGAACGAUUCCUUCAUUCUGCAAAAAAGUCGGCGGCUGGGGCGGCGCAGUCAGCUCAUCGAGCCUCGUUUCCUUCCACUCGUUCUGGCCUACGGCGCGUGAACUCCGGAGUUGGCUUGUCUGGGCGAUUGGAGGACACCGUGCCAAUAUACCAAUCUGGAGCCCCUCUCGUUGAAGGCCACAGAAAAGAGGUCUCUGCUGUUUCGUGGACUGUAGAUGGUGAUCUCAUUACGGUCAGCGAUGACUACAGUGCUAGAUGCUGGCGUGAAGGACCUGACGCUAGAGAACUUCGAGCAGGUGGUGAGGCCGAUGGUAGAAGGUGGCGAUGCGGCUGGGCUGAUACGAAGGAUUCAAAUAAUGAUGAAGAUCAAUGA
Messenger RNA from Aspergillus tanneri, 2151 nucleotides. Its product is annotated as WD40 repeat domain-containing protein. Bases 1 to 2151 code for a protein of 716 amino acids. Gene Ontology annotation, molecular function: protein binding; protein-macromolecule adaptor activity. Lineage: Eukaryota; Fungi; Ascomycota; Eurotiomycetes; Eurotiales; Aspergillaceae. The record is from RefSeq and is a predicted model, not a curated record. The transcript is spliced from 3 exons. Gene Ontology annotation, cellular component: nucleus. Gene Ontology annotation, biological process: proteasome-mediated ubiquitin-dependent protein catabolic process.